CAUUUUAAAUGAUUUUGUGUGUGAAAGCCGGUAAUUAUCUCGGAUUUAUUGGCUUUAUUGUUAAAUAACCCAAAUGGAGUUUCAGUUUGACUUGUUUUUAAAGAUAUGUCUGUAAAGUGAAAGGCGUACACUUCGUAUUGUUUUGUUUGUGAUUCCCAAUCAUUUUAAGUGCACAUGUUUUCAUACAAAUGGGAGCUAAAUAAGUUAUUGGUAGGGUGCAUUAUACGAGCGCCGUAAUAAUUGAUUCAUCAUUCGAAUACUUAGUGCUUAGAGCGUUGACUAUCAUGACUGACACUAGACGAAGAGUGAAACUUUACGCUCUGAACGCUGACCGGCAAUGGGACGACAGAGGGACCGGGCACGUCUCGUCCUGCUAUGUGGAGAGGCUCAAGGGCACCUCGCUGCUGGUGCGGGCCGAGUCAGAUGGCUCACUGCUGUUGGAGAGCAAGAUCCAGCCUGACACGGCGUACCAGAAGCAACAAGACACACUCAUAGUCUGGUCAGAGGGUGACAACUUCGACUUAGCACUGAGCUUCCAAGAAAAGGCAGGAUGUGAUGAAAUAUGGGAAAAGAUUUGUCAGGUACAAGGAAAAGAUCCGUCAGUAGAAAUAACACAAGAAAUUGUGGAAGAGUCUGAAGAUGAGCGGUUUGAUGAAAUGUCUGAUAAUGUACAACCAGUAGAGUUACCAGCAUGUGAGAUGGGUCGGUUAGAGGACAUCAGUGAGCUGGUCAACAGUUGUCUGGUGUCUCCAGCGAGGAAAGAUAAACUGGCUGCAGCACUCGAGUCACAACACUACAUCAAAAAGUUACUAAACCUCUUUCAUAUGUGUGAAGACAUUGAAAACACUGAAGGGUUACAUCAUCUCUAUGAGAUAUUCAAAAGCAUAUUCCUCUUGAACAAAAACACUCUCCUGGACACAAUGUUUGCUGAAGACACAAUAUUUGAUGUUGUUGGUUGUCUAGAAUAUGACCCCAGUUUGCCACAGCCUAAAAAGCACAGAGAGUAUCUAAAAGAACUUUCCAAGUUCCGUGAGGCCAUUCCAAUAAAGAACCAGGACUUACUAGCAAAGAUCCAUCAGACAUACAGAGUACAGUACAUUCAGGAUAUUGUCUUACCAACUCCUACAGUUUUUGAGGACAACCUAGUGAGCACACUAUCUAGUUUUAUAUUUUUUAACAAAGUAGAAAUAGUGAAACUUAUAGAGGAAGACGAGAAGUUCCUGACAGAUCUAUUCAAGAUGCUGAUGGAUGAUAAGACACCAGACACAAAAAGAAGAGAUUUAGUUUUAUUUCUAAAAGAAUUUUGUAAUUUUUCACAAAACCUACAGCCACAGGAUAAGGACGCUUUUUACAAGACUUUGGUGUCACUCGGGAUUCAGCCUGCAUUAGAAAUCACAUUAGCCAUAGAUGACCAGAAGACGAAAACAGCUUCCAUAGACAUCUUAACGUACAUUGUGGAGUUUUCACCUUCUGUAGUUAGAGAUUACACUCUACAGCAAGCAAAUAACACAGAAGAGGAGCACAUGUUGUUGAACAUAGUGAUUGAACAGAUGCUACGUGACCGGGAUCCAGAGCUCGGAGGGGCAGUCCAGCUCAUGGGCGUCCUGCGCAUACUCCUGGACCCUGAGAGCAUGCUGGCCUCCGUCAACAAAACUGAGAAAGCAGACUUUCUCAACUUUUUCUACAAAAACAGUAUACAGACUUUAAUAGCACCGCUACUGGAGAACACGACUGGAGAGAAGCCCCUGAAGGAAGACUACCACACGGUCCAGUUGUUAGGGCUAGUGCUGGAGCUGCUUUCAUUCUGCGUGGAACAUCACACUUACCACAGCAAAACAUGCAUUUUGAACAAGGACCUGCUCCGGCGCAUCCUCGUGCUCAUGCGGUCCACGCACACGUUCCUGGUGCUGGGCGCGCUGCGGUUCAUGCGCAAGAUCAUCGCGCUCAAGGACGAAUACUACAACCGGUACAUCAUCAAGGGGAACCUGUUCGCGCCCGUCGUCGACGCCUUCCUUAGAAAUAAUGGCAGAUAUAAUCUGCUAGACUCAGCUAUAUUAGAAUUAUUUGAGUUCAUCAAGCUAGAGGACAUCAAGUCGCUGUGCUCGCAUGUUGUGGAGAACUACGGCAAGAUCCUCGAGGAUGUGGAAUAUGUACAAACAUUCAAAGCUUUAAAGUCCCGGUAUGACCAACACCAGGACAAAUUAAAAGAGAGAGAUCGAGUAAGCGGCAGCGUAGUCGGCGAGGCGGUAGUGCCGUCCCUCCUGCGCACGCGGUACCGGCGCGAGGCGCGCGCGCCCGACGACGAGGAGGAGAUGUGGUUCAACGACGACGACGAGUUGGAAGACGAGCCGCCGCUGGACGCGCCGCUGCCGCCGCACGCGCCGCACGCCGCGCACGCCACGCACGCCGCGCAUCACGCGCUUGAUGCUAUCGGCAAAAUAGUAGAGAAGAAGGUGUUAGCGAGCGCAGAGAGCGCGAACGGGCCGCCGCGCGCGCUGGCGCCGGCCAAGCCGCUCGCCGACGUUCAGGUAUCUUCGCCACGAUUACUCAACCAGGGAUUGGUGGACUACGACGGAGACUCAGAUGAGGAGGAGGAGGGCGGAGGCGGCGCGGGCGCGGCGGGCGUCGAGGAGCGCGACGCCAAGCGGCCGCGCCUGGCGUAGUGCCCCCCCUCCCCCCGCCCCUCCCGCCCCGCGCCCGUCUCGCAACGCCCAGCACAAGCCCACACGUGAGCACGUAUUUAUACACACGCCGUUUCACGCCCCGCGCGGAUGCGAAAUGACGGUGACAGUUACACGACUGAAGGCUAAUUUAAAUCCACAAAUUACCAGUGCUACGUUUAACGUGUUCCCUCGUUGAUGCGGCGCAGUUAGAGUAAACGUAGAUUACGCAAUUUAAAUGAAAUGUAAUUUAGCGACCGUGAUUGUAUACUUGUACAGGUAUUUCAGAGACUUUGAUGUUUGCACACAUUCACUCUCGAGUAGCGACGUUAGCGAGUCUUGCAGUUGUAGGAGAGUGUUGCUUGCGGAGUGAAUGUGUGCGUAUGAAUCAAUUUCAGUAGUGAUUUUGAUACUUGAGCGUCAACGCUCAUUUUGUCGUCGGUUUUGUCUCACGUUAUAUGUUACGUUCUUAUGUAUCUAUUUAUUUUUAUGUUGUUUGUGAUUGGUACCUCAAGCCUUAUCCAUUCUAAAAGUGCGGUAGCUUUGUAUAGUUUCAAUGUACCUAGUUAUUAUCGUCUAUAACGGUAUGCCAGACGACUUAUUAAAUAUUUUAUCAAUGAAAAGUUAAUGAGAAAUAUAUUUUUAAGUAGUCUGCUAAGACUAUUUUGACAUAGGUAUAUUACACUAGCAUUAUUGGUUUGGAUGAAGUGAAAAAUCUGCAUUUUUAUGUGGCGACCAAAAGUGAAAAAUCUAUUAGACUCUGCAAAUGUAACCUCUUACAUAAAAAAACUCGAUUUACAUAAUAAAUAACCGAUGGUGAAUGGUAAUAAUGGUCAGAUAUAAUAUAAAAACUUUUCUUUUCUCAUGUGUAACAUUAGAAUUCACCAACACAACAACAAUAUACUUGCUAUGUGACUUUGACUCACAUUUUGGAAUUUCAUAUGUUUUUCUUCGGAUCAUUAAAAAGUACAAAGAAAUUUUCGAGAGAAAUAAAACUCCACAAGACAGCAUGUCAGAAUGAAUGUUAGUGUAAAAAUUAAAAGUGUAUUUGUAUGUAUUUUAAAAUAAUUUAGUUAAUUAUAAUCAAUAAUCAACAUAAACUGUGCUGUGGAAUUGCUACUCAAAAUAUUACAAUAUUUAUAGGUACAUUUUAAUAGGAAUGAUGUCAUGUAUAUUGUGAGAUACAUUAUUUAAAUCUUCAGAAAUGUAUUUAAAACGAAGACCAUUGCUAUUUUCAUAAUCAUUUGCAUGAAAAUAUUUAUUAAUCUUGGAUCCCAGUAUAGUUUUAAUUACAAACCCUGCAGAAUUUACACAUUAAGAAAUAGAUAAACACAAGCAAGCCUUAAGUUUUUUAUUUGUAUAGGCUGCGAAUUCAUAGGAUUUUUUUAAACUCAGAUUUUGCUUUAUGUCAACGGAUGUAAAAAAUAUUAAACAUCUAUACUUUGCAAAAUAUAUUAAGAACCCUAUGAAGUUUGAUUAACAAAUGCUUAUACAUGGGGAAUAAAGUAAAUUUUCUCUUGACCAACAAAUGACAGACCGAACGACAGAUUGCCUCAAAAUAAAGUUGAAGUUUAACAAAUGACAGAUAAAAUAUAUGUAUGGAUUUGACAGCUGUCAUAUGGUUCUUCCUAUAUUUUACAAAGUAUAGAAACUGAUAAUCAAUGAAGGUUUGCAAGUUGGUCUUCGUUUUAUAUCUUCAGAAGUAAAUGCUAAUUCUGUUAAACAUUAUUCACUAAAAUUCAACCUAGGCUUGCAUAAAUAUCUCAAUAAAAUUAUUGUAUUAGUAGAUUUUGCUUGUUAUUUGUCAAUUCAUUUGCAUUCCUUAGAUGUGGCUGUUAGUUUUCUCAGAAACUUGACCCAAGUUAUAUAAACGUUAGCGAAAUAUGUAUGCUAUUUAUGAACAUUUCGUUCGUCUUAUAUUUUUUUGAUCGAACUCAAUACAGCAGCGUGGCAGCCGUCCAUUUAUAAUAAUUACAAUUUAUCAAAAUAAUAUAAUCAUUAUUUAUUUCUUUGUUAAGAUUUUCAAGUCUCUGAGAAGUCUGACUCUUGGAAGUAGAGAAUAAUUAUUUAUUUCUUUAGAAUUCUCUCUUGCUUUGCUUAUGGAUAUCAUUUAAUAACAUGAGUAGACCGAUACAGAAUUCAAGUUUCCAUAUUUGUUUAUUAUAUUCGCCCAUGAAUUUUACGAUACUUUAUAAGAUUCUUGGAUUCAUUCUCUAUUUUCAAGGUAUAAAUUAGCACGAUUAUUAGGUAUUUUCGCUUAUUAUUUGUAGCGUAUUUUACACACCGCAACUGUGUAUGUGAUAAAAUGUAUCUGAUCGAGAUCAAUUUUAUUUUAUUACUCGUUAACCCCUAGCUGUAGCAUUUGUGUUUGUAAAUACGUAUAUUUAAAUGUAUGUACAAAUUUAACCAUCAAAGUCCCCAGUCUAUAAUGCACUAACUGUAUCUCGAUACUUAUAAAAUAUUCUGAAUCAGAAGAAACAAGUGUGGAAUUUAGACGUAACUGUUAUUUUCAACUCGAUGAUUUAAAUAAAUAAUUGUCUUCGGAAUUGUAGAUCUUGCCUGGGACAUGGUUGUAAUGACCAACAUGGCCUUGCUUCGCCACCAAUAGCGGUGGCUGAGCUCAGCAUCAAACCUCGCAGGAACUAUGGUUCCACCUCGCUCGCAUCUCCACUGGUAUGCCAUAAGACUGUUCCCUUCUUCUUCCUUCUAAACUAUUUUAAAAAGGUGAUACAUAUCAAGUUUCUAAUACACAUUUGAAAAAGUCACACUUAAUUCUUACACAAUUUUUACGAACGACAUGGCUGUCGUUAAAACAAUGGUCACACGUAUUUUAUUAUGAAGUGUGUUUAAUUAGAAUGAUAAUUUGGUGGGCUUAAGUAUAAAUACAUAAGUAGACUAUAAUUAUUUAUGUUAUUGGGCAUCCAGUUCACUAGUGCACAAGUGUUUGCGAGACGAUUAAAUGCGUGGAUACUAAUGGUCAGACUAUAUUGUAAAUAUAACUUUUUAUGUAAUAAUUUUAUUUUCAAAUCUGUCGAACAUCCACGCGUAUAAUAGCUGAGCUGUCAAUUAUUUUAUACGAUCCUUGAAUUCCUUGAAAUACUUGUAAUACGAAGUUCUAAGUAGACUGUAACGAUAACUAUUUUUUAUCUGUCUGGGUGGAUGACCAUCGCAAACUAAUUUAUACACAGAUUUAAAAAAUAGAUUACCUAUUGGCAAAGUUGUGUAAAAUAAAUAAGCUUAUUAUAAUGCUAUUAUUAUGAUGUCACUAGUUAAGUAAGCAAUAUAAAUAUAAGGUAAAUACGA
Molecule: messenger RNA, 5963 nt
Organism: Plutella xylostella (diamondback moth)
Lineage: Eukaryota; Metazoa; Arthropoda; Insecta; Lepidoptera; Plutellidae
Gene: flfl
Product: serine/threonine-protein phosphatase 4 regulatory subunit 3 flfl
Biological process (GO): protein dephosphorylation; DNA damage response
Cellular component (GO): protein phosphatase 4 complex; nucleoplasm
Molecular function (GO): protein phosphatase activator activity
Source: RefSeq, a predicted model, not a curated record